CCAUACACUGGAAUAACAGGGUCUGACCAUGGCACAGACCAGGAGAAGGGUUAAGGCAGAAGGAUAUGAUUGUCUCCGAUUUGGACUAGAAGGAUACUGUGAUUCAAACAUUUUUAUAAUGCCUGCCAAGGGCAGCAAGCCCAAGACACAGAGUACAGGAGCCAAGAAGAAAGGUGGCAAGAAGGGUGCAGGCGGCAAGAAGAAGAAGAAGAAGCAGGAGAAGUCUUCCAAAGCCCAGGCGGAAGUGGAUAUUCUGAGUCCUGCAGCCAUGUUCAACCUGUACUACAUCGCACACAAUGUGCCCUCCGCCCUUGCCUAUCGAGGUUACCCCUGGCCAGGGAGACCCAAAAAGAAGGGAAGGAAAUAAACUGAUUAAAUAAGAAAAUAUAAAGAAAAAUAAACAUCAGUUA
Molecule: messenger RNA, 410 nt
Organism: Hypanus sabinus (Atlantic stingray)
Lineage: Eukaryota; Metazoa; Chordata; Chondrichthyes; Myliobatiformes; Dasyatidae
Product: small lysine-rich protein 1
Exons: 3
Coding region: 29-367 (112 amino acids)
Source: RefSeq, a predicted model, not a curated record